UCUCAGUUUUACUUGCUCCUGCAGAAAUGUCACAUUCGAAGCCGCUGCUCAUCCCGUGGCUGCGAACUCAGAUCGACAGCGGCAGGUAUCCUGGUGUCCAGUGGACGAAUCCGGAACAGACAGAGUUCUCCGUCCCCUGGAAACACGCGUUGAGACAGGACUCCUCCGACACUGACAUUCUCAUCUUUAAGGCCUGGGCUGAGGUGAGCGGCAAUGGUCGGGCUCAUGGAGACGCCUCGGUCUGGAAGAGGAACUUCCGCAGCGCCCUGCGAUCAAAAGGCUUUAAAAUGGUCAACGACAAAAAGAACGAAACCGCCGACCCCCACAAAGUGUUUCACUGGCCGGACGAGUCAGCGUCAGGAGCUUCUUCCAAGUCUUCGCCUGGAACCCUCGACAAAGAGGACCCUGCUUUGUUUGAGAAGUGCGGCCUCCCCAUACAGGAGAGCCAGGACAUCACGUGCUUUGACGACUGCCUCUACCUUGCAGAAGAAACUGUGUUUGCAGUGCCCACCAUCAACCAGGAUAUUCUCCAGGAGUGUCUGAACGAACUGCACAUUGGUCCUGAGACAGAGGGAACCACAGCCUUUGAGCCUGUUCCCGAGCAACAGCAGCUGCAGGAAGAGGUGGUGAUUGGUGGAUAUGCGUUGCCCGGGCAACAGCAGUAUCCAGUAACGUUGGAGGGUGCGGGCAGUGAAACUGGGUUGCCUGAGCAACCGGCACAUCCAGCGGGGGGAGCUGUAGGAGGGGCCUGUGGUGGGCAGCUGGUGGAGCAGUUCCUACACACCAUGAACCAGAGCAACGACGGAGAUCAUUUCAAGACACAGUUCAGGGUGUCGGUGUACUACAGAGGGCUGAAGGUGAUGGAGCACGAGGUUGUGAAUGAAGCUGGGCUCCGCUUAGUCUACAGCCCUGAAGUCACAGGGACACUUUUGGACAAGGAAUCUGGCCUGACCAUGGUGUUCCUGCCGGCUCCUGGAGCCAUGUCGGAUCAAACUCAAGCCAAACUGACCCGACGCAUCCUGGACAAGCUGGGCGGCGGUUUGGACGUGGGCGUGUCCGGCUACGUGGUCUACGGCCAGCGACGGGGUGAGAUCAAAGCGUUUUGGAGCUUCUCCAAAUUUGAUAGCAGCCAACAGCCUCAGGAGAUCUCUAAACUGCAGCCGCAGCCGCUCUUCAUGUUCAAGGACUUUGUGCGAGGAAUUAUGGACUUCAUCAAUGGGAGAGACUGCCCCCCCUGCUCCCUGUUCUUCUGCCUCGGGGAGAAGUGGCCUGACCCAGACAACAGGCCUUGGGAGAAGAAACUCAUCACAGUGGAGGUGGUGCUGACUUCAAUGGAGAUGCUGAAGAAACUCGCCAUCGGUGGUGGCGCCUCCUCCCUGCAGUCUGUGGAGUUGCAGAUGUCCCUGGAAGAGAUGAUGGAGAUGUGCUGACGUACUUCGUGAUGCCUGAGGAAAGGCAUUGUUUACCCCUUGUUUUCAUGUCAUCCUUAACCUUGAAGAGAACAUCUCAGAAAGCCAGUGGAACAGAUCAUGAGCUGAUAAUAAUGGUGUUUGCUGUCCAUGUAAAGAUUUCAAGCAAAUACAUUGAAGGGGAAGAUAUUUGAAGCACAUUUAAACGUAUAUACAUGUUAACCCUGUCAUGUAAAAUAAUGAGACAGUGAUCAGGAUGGAUUUUGUUAAUACUGGGUGCUGUGUUUUUCUUAAAAAUAAAGAUAACAUUGUUUCGUCAAUUGAAGGAGAUCUAUCAAUCAGCUGCACACGUAACCAGUGACUCAUGCUGCGUUCAGCUCCGGCAAAUAAUGUGUUUACUGAAAUACAUGCAGUCCAGCUUCAUUUUGUGCUGUACAGCAGAUUUGACUCUAAAGAGAUUUGAUUUCUUGAAAUGUGAAAUGAUCGUUAGGUAUUUUUGUUUACAUGGUUGAUGCAAAUGUUUCAGAAUAAUAAAUGGUUAUGAA
This is a messenger RNA of Paralichthys olivaceus (Japanese flounder), 1954 nucleotides long. Lineage: Eukaryota; Metazoa; Chordata; Actinopteri; Pleuronectiformes; Paralichthyidae. The record is from RefSeq and is a predicted model, not a curated record.